Molecule: messenger RNA, 945 nt
Organism: Volvox carteri f. nagariensis
Lineage: Eukaryota; Viridiplantae; Chlorophyta; Chlorophyceae; Chlamydomonadales; Volvocaceae
Exons: 7
Coding region: 1-945 (314 amino acids)
Molecular function (GO): acyltransferase activity, transferring groups other than amino-acyl groups
Source: RefSeq, a predicted model, not a curated record
AUGUUUCAACAAGCGUCACUCGGCCGACACUGUACAGCGCCGAGGUCAGCAUCGCGGCAAUGCCAAGCUUUACGCACACACAGCGUCAUAGUUGUUGCAUCAGCGGUGGAUACGGGUCCAUCCACGUCGGCGCCGCGAGAGUACAUUAUCCGACGGGCCACGCAAGCAGACUCUCGCAGUAUAGCCGCCGUCUGCGGGGAGUCAUUCGGACGGGGUAACUUCCCGGAACUGGACGUCGAGGCACUGCACCGGUUAGAGGAGCGAUACGCUGCCGUAAUCGAGGAGGACAUGCAGGCCAAGCUGGUGAACGCAUUGGAAGCCAAAGCGCAGGCUCAACGCGAGCAUCGGGAGUUCCGGCUGCGGCAAUACAUGCAGCAAUUGAGAGCGGAGCUGGCGGCGCUUCGAGGGGAGCCCGCGCGGUUCGUAACGCAGCUUUCGCCGCAAGACGCUCGUAUGGUCCAGCGAUGGCGACGCAGCCGGCAGUUCCUGAUACUCGUUGCAGUUGAAAGGAACCCUCAACCAUCACCCACGGCGUCGAUGGUGAUGGCUUCGACAGCAGCGACGAGGGGGACUACCUGUGGCGGCGGCGUGGCGGUGGAGGUGCCAGAGGCUCUGCUGCCGCCGCCAUUUCCUAGCAGCAAGCCCUUCCGCCUGUAUGUCUCCAAUAUGUCGGUCCUGCCGUCACACCGCCGCCGGGGCCUGGCCAGGCGGCUGCUGCAGCAAUGCGAGCGCGUAGCGCGGCUGUGGGGACACUCCUCCCUGUGGUUGCACGUCAAGCAGAAUAACUUCGGGGCGGAAGCGCUGUACCAGAGCAUGGGCUACCGGCGCGUCGAAGAAGGCGGACUGCGGCUACUCCCGGGGCCACUAGCGCACGUGCUCAUGUGCAAGGAGCUUCCACCAUUGCGACAUCGGUGCUCCGUUGCCCUCGGUCAGUCAGCAGCGUAA